Molecule: messenger RNA, 2439 nt
Organism: Symphalangus syndactylus (siamang)
Lineage: Eukaryota; Metazoa; Chordata; Mammalia; Primates; Hylobatidae
Gene: HMGCS2
Product: 3-hydroxy-3-methylglutaryl-CoA synthase 2
Biological process (GO): acetyl-CoA metabolic process
Cellular component (GO): mitochondrion
Molecular function (GO): hydroxymethylglutaryl-CoA synthase activity
Source: RefSeq, a predicted model, not a curated record
AUCUCUUUCAAGGUUUCUGCUGGGUUUCUGAACUGCUGGGUUUCUGCUUGCUCCUCUAGAGAUGCAGCGUCUGUUGACUCCAGUGAAGCGCAUUCUGCAACUGACAAGAGUGAUGCAGGAAACCUCCCUCACACCUGCUCGCCUGCUCCCAGUAGCCCACCAAAGGUUUUCUACAGCCUCUGCUAUCCCCCUGGCCAAAACAGAUACUUGGCCAAAGGACGUGGGCAUCCUGGCCCUGGAGGUCUACUUCCCAGCCCAAUAUGUGGACCAAACUGACCUGGAGAAGUAUAACAAUGUGGAAGCAGGAAAGUAUACAGUGGGCUUGGGCCAGACCCGUAUGGGCUUCUGCUCAGUCCAAGAGGACAUCAACUCCCUGUGCCUGACAGUGGUGCAACGGCUGAUGGAGCGCAUACAGCUCCCAUGGGACUCUGUGGGCAGGCUGGAAGUAGGCACUGAGACCAUCAUUGACAAGUCCAAAGCUGUCAAAACAGUGCUCAUGGAACUCUUCCAGGAUUCAGGCAAUACUGAUAUUGAGGGCAUAGAUACCACCAAUGCCUGCUACGGUGGUACUGCCUCCCUCUUCAAUGCUGCCAACUGGAUGGAGUCCAGUUCCUGGGAUGGUCGUUAUGCCAUGGUGGUCUGUGGAGACAUUGCCGUCUAUCCCAGUGGUAAUGCUCGUCCCACAGGUGGGGCCGGAGCUGUGGCUAUGCUGAUUGGGCCCAAGGCCCCUCUGGCCCUGGAGCGAGGGCUGAGGGGAACCCAUAUGGAGAAUGCAUAUGACUUCUACAAACCAAAUUUGGCCUCGGAGUACCCAAUAGUGGAUGGGAAGCUUUCCAUCCAGUGCUACUUGCGGGCCUUGGAUCGAUGUUACACAUCAUACCGUAAAAAAAUCCAGAAUCAGUGGAAGCAAGCUGGCAGCGAUCGACCCUUCACCCUUGACGAUUUACAGUACAUGAUCUUUCAUACACCCUUUUGCAAGAUGGUCCAGAAGUCUCUGGCUCGCCUGAUGUUCAAUGACUUCCUGUCAGCCAGCAGUGACACACAAAUCAGCUUAUAUAAGGGGCUGGAGGCUUUCGGGGGGCUAAAGCUGGAAGACACUUACACCAACAAGGACCUGGAUAAAGCACUUCUAAAGGCCUCUCAGGACAUGUUUGACAAGAAAACCAAGGCCUCCCUUUACCUCUCCACGCACAAUGGGAACAUGUACACCUCAUCCCUGUAUGGGUGCCUGGCCUCGCUUCUGUCCCACCACUCUGCCCAAGAACUGGCUGGCUCCAGGAUUGGUGCGUUCUCUUAUGGCUCUGGUUUAGCAGCAAGUUUCUUUUCAUUUCGAGUAUCCCAGGAUGCUUCUCCAGGCUCUCCCCUGGACAAGUUGGUGUCCAGUACAUCAGACCUGCCAAAACGCCUAGCCUCCAGAAAGUGUGUGUCUCCUGAGGAGUUCACAGAAAUAAUGAACCAAAGAGAGCAAUUCUACCAUAAGGUGAAUUUCUCCCCACCUGGCGACACAAACAGCCUUUUCCCAGGUACUUGGUACCUGGAGCGAGUGGACGAGCAGCAUCGCCGAAAGUAUGCCCGGCGUCCUGUCUAAAGGUGUUCUACAGAUCCAUGGAAAGCUUCCUGGGAAACGUAUGCUAGCAGAGCUUCUCCCUGUGAAUCAUAUUUUUAAGAUCCCACUCUUAGCUGGUAAAUGAAUUUGAAUUGACAUAGUAGCCCCAUAAGCAUCAGCCCUGUAGAGUGAGGAGCCAUCCCUAGCGGGCCCUUCAUUCCUCUCCAUGCUGCAAUCACUGUCCUCGGCUUAUGGUGCUAUGGGCUACGGGUCCUUUGUGAAAGAGCAAGAUGGAGCAAUGGAGAGAAGACCUCUUCUUGAAUCACUGGCCUCCAGAAAUGUGCAUGCAGAUCAGCUGUUGCCUUCAAGAUCCAGAUAAACUUUCCUGUCAUGUGUUAGAACUUUAUUAUUAUUAAUAUUGUUAAACUUCUGUGCUAUUCCUGUGAAUCUCCAAAUUUUGUACCUUGUUCUAAGCUAAUAUAUGGCAAUUAAAAAGAGAGAAAGAGGAAAUGAUUCCUGUGUUUCUUGGAACCCAGAAUACAAACCCAGCUAACAUGCAGCAAGCCUACUAGACCUCGUGGGUCAGAGGGCUGGGUCCUCACCCCACAGGCUGCCUCUGUCCCCUUGCAAUUCCAUUCUAUUUCUGCCACAUGCCAAGUGCUGUGAACAGGUACAAGGCAAAUAAGAACGGUAGAACACAGCUUCCCCCAGCCCACUUCCCUGAUCUAAACACACCACAUAGACAGAGAGCAGCAGACAGAGGCCAGCAGGAGCUGUAGUUCAGAUCUUCUUGGUCAUUCCUUGCCGCUGUUAUUUGAACGAAUAAACACAGGGCAAAGGUUAACAAGUUUUUGCCUUCUAUAGCCAAAAAUAAAUAAAUAAAUAAAUUUUGA